UACAGGUACAAGUUACAACCCAUUGGAAGAGUAGAUGUAGAAAUGAUCAACCUCUUGGGAUUGUGCAACUUGUUGGAAUCCAUGGCACCCAUACGGAUGCACAAACCACGCGCAAAUUUACAAAAUGAUGAUCCAAUUCCCGUCCAGGGACUGUACGAAUAUGGUAUAUUCAGCACAUUUUUUGGUGGGAAUGAGGUUCGAGGCCAAUUCAGCUAUAAAAGCAGAGGGUCCUCAAUAUCUUUUACUGUGCCAUUACUUGAUAAUCACAGAACUCGAGGCUUGAUUGUCUUUGUUGUCUAUGUGAAUGCUGGCUAUGAUUCUCCUCCUAAUAUCCACCACAAUUAUUUGUCACAUAUAAUAGUAAAAAAUAAGAGCAACGGUCUGAGGGGGGCGUAUUGCCCAUCACACCACGGUAUUCCAGGUGAAGGAGAAGACAUGAUAUGGUUAAGCCACUGGAAUUUGGAUGAUCAGUUACAAGGGGGCGAUGAAGUGGUUGUUUCUGUAAUUAUGAAAUCUGGGCUUCUGGUAAAGGAGUUGGGCAUCCAACUUGUGCAGGUGCAACAAGAAGAGAAUCAUAAUAUGAUGAGUAUUUCCACAGAUUCUUCUUAUGAUGAUCGAAUAUGGUAUAAUAAGCGCCUUGGGGACUCUGAUGAAGAAGAUAAGAGAGAGGAGGUUUUCUCUCGUUUUGUACGUUUACCAGACAAAGAAGAAGAGCAACAGGAUGAUAUCACAGUUGCAACCACUACAGGCGGCAAUAACUCCAACGGCCUCCGUGGCUGGAAGGUGGAUGGUGAUCAUCAGAGAGGAAGUUUGCAGUUUGAUUACACGAAGCAGAUGCUUGAAAGUAUUUCAUAA
Molecule: messenger RNA, 855 nt
Organism: Prunus dulcis (almond)
Lineage: Eukaryota; Viridiplantae; Streptophyta; Magnoliopsida; Rosales; Rosaceae
Exons: 4
Coding region: 43-855 (270 amino acids)
Source: RefSeq, a predicted model, not a curated record